UUACAGUAUCCUGCUGAUGGUGCUCAACUACUUCCUGCCGAUGACCACGCUCUUCGCCACCUACGUGCGCAUUGGCUGGGAACUCUGGGGUAGUCAGGCUAUUGGCGAGGCCGUUUCCAUGCAGGCCGAGCGAGUCCGCAGUAAAAGAAAAGUGGUGAAGAUGAUGAUUGCUGUAGUGGUCAUCUUUGGAGUCUGUUGGCUUCCCACUCACGUCUACUUCAUCCUGGUCAACGUGCACAAGGACAUCGCCUUAUGGCCCUACAUCCAGCAGGUGUACUUGCUCAUUUACUGGCUAGCCAUGUCCAACUCCAUGUACAAUCCAAUCAUUUACUGCCUGAUGAAUGCCAGGUGA
Molecule: messenger RNA, 352 nt
Organism: Candidula unifasciata
Lineage: Eukaryota; Metazoa; Mollusca; Gastropoda; Stylommatophora; Geomitridae
Source: the annotation of a GenBank genome assembly